This is a messenger RNA of Melampsora larici-populina 98AG31, 1080 nucleotides long. RefSeq lists its product as uncharacterized. NCBI's taxonomy places the organism in Eukaryota, Fungi, Basidiomycota, Pucciniomycetes, Pucciniales, Melampsoraceae. The transcript has 5 exons. Gene Ontology annotation, biological process: adenosine catabolic process; inosine biosynthetic process. The coding region runs from base 1 to 1080 and encodes 359 amino acids. The record is from RefSeq and is a predicted model, not a curated record. Gene Ontology annotation, molecular function: adenosine deaminase activity.
AUGUACAAUUCGGGAAAUUCCUGGAAAUUCUUAUCAAGAGUUUCCAAAGUCCACGACCCUCACGAUGUCGAUGAAUAUCAGUCCUUCGAGCUCAACAGCUGCUAUUCCUACCAUGCUCACUUGAACGGUUCAAUUCCCCGAGACACAUUUCUCAGACUGCGGGCUUUAGCAGCUGGAAAACAUCCUGAACUGGCCUCCGACUUUUCGUUCGAUUCACACACACUGGACCAAUUUUUUGCUGCAUUCCAGAAUGAUAUUUACAAGGUCACAGAUAAUCCACAGGCCGUCACGACAGCUACUGUGUCUGUUUUAGAAUCUUUUGAAAAAGAUGGCUGCAUUUAUCUCGAGCUUCGUACCACCCCACGCGAUUCUCAAUUCAUGGAUAAGGCUCGAUAUCUCGAUACCGUCUUGAAAGCAAUCGAAUCAUAUGAUCAAACGAAGAUGAUAAUUCGAUUGUUAGUAAGCGUUGAUUGGAGACAUACCCCUGAGGAAGCUUUGGCUAUCAUCGACCUAGCCCAAAAAGAACGGGGACGUGGAAUUGUGGGUAUCGACGUGUGUGGUGACCCCUCUAAAAGUGGUAGGUACCGAGGGCUACUUCCGGCUUUGAGAAAGGCUAAAGAGGAGUACAACCUGAAGAUCACCGUACAUUUUUCCGAAAUCGAAUCCCAAGGACCGUACCUAGAUCAUCAGCUUAGAGACCUUAAACCAGACCGUCUGGGCCAUGCGACAUUUCUCACAGCCUCAGCACAAAAUCACGUCAUAGAGAACCAGCUACCAAUUGAGGUGUGUAUUACAUCCAAUUUACUUACCAAAACGGUGGAAUCAGUCGAGGAACAUCAUGUGAAAUGGGCAGUGAAUAAUGGAAUCCCUGUCCUCAUCUCGACCGAUGACACACUUUUAUUCGAUACCACUUCUUCAAAUGAGUACAAACUUGCUUUACAACUUCUUGGUGGAGAUAGAGCCUUGCUGCUAAACCAAAUUAAGAUGGGGAUUGAAAUCACUUUUGGAACGGACGAAGAUAAGGCCUGGAUGAGAAGUAAAAUAGAUGACUUCACAAAGGAUGGGCUCGAAUGUUCAUAG